This is a messenger RNA of Fundulus heteroclitus (mummichog), 4732 nucleotides long. RefSeq names its product mitogen-activated protein kinase kinase kinase kinase 2 (gene map4k2). Gene Ontology annotation, biological process: protein phosphorylation. Lineage: Eukaryota; Metazoa; Chordata; Actinopteri; Cyprinodontiformes; Fundulidae. The record is from RefSeq and is a predicted model, not a curated record. The transcript has 32 exons. Gene Ontology annotation, molecular function: ATP binding; MAP kinase kinase kinase kinase activity. Bases 184 to 2796 code for a protein of 870 amino acids.
UGUAGUUUCAGACCCGGAAUGUGUGCGCCGCGCUGCGCCUGCAGUCACAGAUCCGCGCUGUGACUGAGCCAGUAGCAGGAUUUAGUCUGCUCCCAUCGCCCUGCCGGCAGGAACCAGGGUCUGGAUCUGUCUUCUCCGUCGGUCCCAGCUAGGAUGUGUAAAUAGCUCCCACAGGUGUCUCCCAUGAUGGAUAGGAUAGGGGUCUCUUUCCUGGACCCCCUGGAGGACUACGAGCUCAUCCACCGGAUCGGUUGCGGCACCUACGGAGAUGUGUUCAAGGCUCGCAACAUCAGGACGUCUGAACUGGCAGCGAUUAAGAUUGUCAAGCUGGAUCCUGGUGAUGACAUCACAUCCAUCCAGCAGGAGAUCACCAUGAUGAAGGAAUGCAAGCACAAAAACAUUGUGGCCUACUUCGGCAGCUAUCACAGGAACACCAAACUGUGGAUCUGUAUGGAGUACUGUGGGGGAGGAUCACUUCAGGAUAUGUACCAAGUGACAGGUCCGUUAAAAGAGAAACAGAUAGCAUUUGUGUGCAGGGAAACCCUUCAGGGUUUGUAUCACUUGCAUGAAACAGGCAAAAUGCAUAGAGACAUAAAGGGAGCUAACAUCCUUUUGACCGAGCGAGGUGAUGUCAAACUGGCUGACUUUGGAGUGGCAGCAGAGAUUAGUGCUUCAGUGGCCAAAAGAAAGUCUUUUAUUGGAACUCCCUACUGGAUGGCUCCAGAGGUGGCUGCAGUGGAGAAGAAAGGCGGCUACAACCACUUAUGUGAUAUCUGGGCUGUUGGCAUCACUGCCAUCGAGCUGGCUGAGCUCCAGCCGCCCAUGUUUGACCUCCACCCAAUGAGAGCACUGAUGUUGAUGUCCAAGAGCAGUUUCCAGCCUCCAAAACUAAAGGAUAAAGCCAAGUGGUCUGCGGGUUUUCACAGUUUUGUGAAGAUGGCUCUCAACAAAAAUCCCCGGAAAAGGCCCUCAGCUGAAACACUUCUGCAGCAUCCAUUUGUGACCCAGCUGUUGACCCGUAACCUGAUCAUUGAGCUGCUGGACAUGGCCAACAACCCUGCAUUGCACAACUCUCUCACACACAGCAUAGAUGACGAACUGGAGAUUGGUGAAGUGGCUCCAGACAAGAUUCAGUCAUCAGGAAAACGUCUGCCUGCAGAGAGGACCCUGUCUGAAGAACAAUUUGACCAAAUAAAGUUUGGACGUCCACUGAGAAAAGUCACAGAGCCUUAUCCUGACUUGGUCUCCUAUGAUAACUGGAGUCUGUCUGGAGAUGAAGAUAACUCCCCGAGCCUGCUGGAGUGUGUGGAGCAAGCCCUGCAGAUGAGGAGUUUAACAAUUACAAGAGCGCCAUCUGCUGAUGGAGGUAGGAAGAGUGGUUUGUUCAGUCCUACAGCCUCACUGCCAGCCUUCAGCUCUUUAACUUCCAAUACAGAAGAAAGAGACCUGACAAUGAGGCCGACCUGCACACUCGGCCCCGACGCCGCCAUCAUGGCCGACUCCGGCUCUGCAGCAGGCUUGUCAAGGUGUUCUGCCACGCAGGAUAUCAGUCAGCACUGCAGUGGCCCAUGCCUGCCGUCACAACACACUGUAUCUGCAGAGAAACGAGUGGUUUCCACAGUUUCCUCCCACAAAAGAGAAACGCCAUUAUCCCCUGAGUGGAGCACACUGCGCAAAAAGCCAGAGGACUCAAGAGCUGAUUGUCAUGGGCUUCCUCCCACCCCUCAAGUCCAUAUGGGAGCCUGCUUUUCCAAAGUCUUCAACGGCUGUCCUCUAAAAAUCCACUGUGCUGCUACUUGGAUUUUACCUAAAACAAAAGAUCAGUAUCUUAUUCUUGGAGCAGAGGAAGGGAUUUACACAUUGAACCUAAAUGAACUUCAUGAAGAUACACUAGAAAAGCUGCUCCCCCAGCGAAGUACAUGGCUUUAUGUUAUGAACAAUGUGCUGAUGUCUGUAUCAGGAAAGUCGUCCCAGCUUUAUUCCCACAGUCUCUCAGCUCUGUUUGAACAGAAAGGACACCUGCAAAAAAAACACGGUAGUCUGUCUCUCAGCACUAACCGCUUCACUGAGAGGAUCAUUCCCAGAAAGUUUGCCAUAUCUGUGAAAAUUCCUGACACUAAAGGCUGUAGGAGAUGUAGUGUAGCAAGAAACCCCUACACGGACAGUACAUUUCUGUGUGGGGCGGUUCCAUCCGGCCUGGUUCUGCUGCUGUGGUAUGAGCCUCUGCAGAAGUUUAUGCAUCUAAAGCAUAUACCAAUGCGGCUACCAGAGUCACUGCCGAUAUUUGAGCUUCUGGUGCUGGUAACAGAUGAGUUUCCCCAGCUGUGUGUGGGGGUGAGAGAGUGUAAAAAUGGGGACAGUCCAACCAGUCAGCAGCUCCAGUUUGACACAAUAGAGCUAAGUGCUCCCCCUACUGCAGUGCCUGAUAAUGGUGAACUCAAAGCUGUACAGGUAACUCAGCUUGACCGAGACACAAUUCUGAUUGCGGUUGAAAAAAUGGUUAAAAUAGUGGACCUAAAAGGACUUCCGUCCAAAGAGCUGGCAGCUGAGAUCGUUUUUGACUUCCCAAUUGAAACACUGGUCUGUUUACAGGAUAGUGUCCUGGCUUUCUGGAAGCAUGGCCUUAAAGGGAAGAGUUUCCAUUCAGAUGAGAUUACGCAAGAAAUCACAGAUGUGAGUCGAGUUUUCCGAGUUUUGGGAACGAACAGAGACAUCAUCCUUCAGAGUACGCCAACUGAUGACCCUUCUGCACUGAGCAACCUGUACAUCUUGACUGGUCAUGAGAGCAGCUACUGAGCUGGAAAAUGGAUGUCCUCGCUCUGAGUGGCUUUGAACAAAAUUCACAUUGUUGUACCAGCUUAAAUGGAACGGGUAUCAUUUCAGUUAAGGAGUGGUGUUGGGGGAGACAUAGGGAAAGUGACCCGACAUAAAAAAAAUCUGUUUGAUAUUUCCAGUUCUUUUUUGGACAGCGUGUACUGCAAUCUUUUUGUGAACACCACGUUUGACCAGGAGGGAGAGUUUAGUUGUCUGAUGAAUUGGCUCUCUAUCCAGAAACUGAUGGGACAUAGCAAUAAGGCUUCUUGAUCAGAAAACUGCUAAAGCUCCCUGUGUAGAGCUGAUAUGCACUUCCACCAAAAUGGAAUUAAAUAUCUCCAUAUCACAGACAAUAAUAUCUGGGAUCCGUUCAGUAUUCCACCAAUUUAAUGGUCUUCUGGUUUGCUGAAUGUUUCAUGUUAUAGAGUGUAAUUGAAUCUGACAUGUCAACUACUAGAUGGGUAACAUGAGCAUUUUCACUGAAAAUGGCCAGUACCACAAAGUGAUAAUUUGAUACACAUGAAGAAGAAUAAUGGAUAUGAGAAUCAUUACAUUUAUAAAGAGCUGGGAGUUCUAGAGAAGAACCUGGGGGCUUAAGUGCUGUGCUCAGGGGUGGAGUGAUGGUGUAACAGGCAGUUUUAAAAGCAUCUGACAAUCAGUCUAAACAGUGAGUACAGAUCAGACCCAGAGGAUGCCUCGUGGAUGCAUUAGAGAGCAUGUCUGGCUUUCAUGGACUCUUAUAUACCAGGCAGUUGCUCGCCUAUAUGUUCCAGCAUCUUUGUGCAAGACUAUUGCUCCAGCUGCAGACAUAUGUUACCACUCCUACCCUAUUGCGCCCAUUCUCCAUUUAAGUGGGUUCUAACCUGGUGCUUAUCUUGGCCAAAUCAGUCUUAUGUGUUAUCAAAUGGAACACUGCUGUUGAUUUACUGCCAGACUUUAGUACUUUUAAGGGUAGUCAUCAACAGCGCCCCAUACACUUUAAAACUAUGUAGUGCAAUUAUGUCUACCAAAACACAAUACUCUGCCAAAUUACUAGCCCACAUUUAACAGUGAGCAUUUUGUAUCAUUUUAUGUGAUUAUAAAAGCGGCUGUAAUGGAUGUCUUCAUAACUAGCCAGAUUCAGCCUUUGAGAUAGGUUGAGGACUUCAUCAGGUCAGCGAUAAGCUGCUGCUCCUCUCCUUUGAAAGUCAGGUGAGGUGUUUCAGGUAUCCGAUUAGGAUGGGUUCUUGGUGUCUGAAUGUUUUCGGGGCAAGUCCCAAUGAGAGGAGAGCCUGGGGUAGACCUAGAACUUGCUGGAGGGACUAUACUCCUUCUGGUCCGGGAUUGCUUUAGGAUCUUAAACUUAGUACUCCAUCUUUUCCAAAUAAUUAUCAUUUCACAAAGUUAGAAAUACUUCCAUCCAGAUUGAGGGGCAGCUAUUGUUACCUCUCUUAGGUCACUGCUGUUUUAUUUCCUCCUUUGUAUUUUCAUAACAUACUUUUUUUUACUGUUUUAGAGCAGCGAAAUGAAAUUUUUGUUUAAUAAAAAUGUAUAUAUAUUGUUCAUAAUGUUCAUAAGAUUUUGCAGAUGGCCAGAUGAUCUAAAAUAAAUGACCUUAAAACAGAACUGACUUUUAACUCCGAUAUGCAUUUAGGUUCGGUAAUGAAUUACAGUAUAGUUGUACCUUGGUAGUCUCAAUUCCACUACACUGCAAUUGUCUGUGAUAGUGUAUACAGAUAUUUAUGUUAUUUAUACUGUAAACUAUAUUAACUCCCCCUUUUUUGACACGUACUUGGGAGACACAGUAUGAAUGUGUAUGUUGUUUCAAAAUGUGUUUUGAGUAGAAAAUUGUAUGUAUAUAACAACUGAGAAUGCUCAUUUAAUGUUAGAGUAUUUUUAAUGUGAAAAAAUAAAGAUUUUUAUGUCCUCUGUCAAUUAA